Messenger RNA from Loa loa (African eye worm), 363 nucleotides. RefSeq lists its product as hypothetical. The coding region runs from base 1 to 363 and encodes 120 amino acids. The transcript is spliced from 4 exons. The record is from RefSeq and is a predicted model, not a curated record. Lineage: Eukaryota; Metazoa; Nematoda; Chromadorea; Rhabditida; Onchocercidae.
AUGCUUAUCAUCAAAAGUGAUUGCUCACUUAGUGCUACUGCAUUUAUGGAAAACUUACUCAGAGUUCAUGCAUCGAAAAGAAUGCAGCAUCAAUUUUCAAUGCGAGAUGAAUGCCUGAAUCGUGUCAUAUCAGUUGUCAACAACCCACCGAGAAAGAAUGCAGUGAUACAUUUUUUUGGUCAGCAGAUACAGUGUAAACAAGAAGGUUUAGAGCAUACUACAGAGAGGGAAGAUGAUACUGACACUAGAUUCGGACAGAGUAACUCCAUUUUAGGUAUUGCACUUCGUGAUAAUUUGACUUCCGCUAUUAUUGCGAACCAUAAAUUUAGUUCAUAUAAAAUAUUACGUCUUCAUAAGUACUAA